AUGCCUGCUUACCUGGGAGGAAGCCUCCUUGAACCCACGCGGGAGCUACUUCCGAGUGAACACCCACAGGAGGGGAUGCUCUAUUCUGGGGUUUACCGAUCAGCCUACAAAAGCGUCAAACGCCUCCAGUCGCCCACGCCGCGGCUUUCCUCGAAGCCCCGCCCACUCUCUUUAGCCCCACCCCCCGGGGCUGCCUACGGGACAGGAGCCGUUCAAUCGCUCCACUAUACUUUUGCUCUGUGUGGAGGGAUCAGGGUUGAGGAGGAAAAAGGGCUCCGAGACUCCGCGAAGAACGGAGCUUCCAGCAUGUCUCUCAGCUAUGCAGCCCGGGGCACCUACCUUUCCAUCUACCUGCUCACCAUCCUCACUGGCUUCCCCACCAACCUGCUGGUCCUGUGUGCUCUCAUCCAGAAGCUGAAGACCAAGGCCACACCCAACUGUGUCCUCCUUCUCAACCUGACCCUCUCUGAUAUCUUCUUCUUGGCCUUCUUGCCCUUCAAGGUGGCCGAGGUGACCGCUGACCACUGGCCGCUCCCCACUUUCCUGUGCCCUCUCAGCGGCCUUGUCUACUUCAGCACCAUUUACUCCAGCACACUCUUCCUCACUGCGGUGAGCGUGGAGCGCUACUUGGGCGUGGCCUAUCCCAUCCACUACAAGAUGAGGCGCAAUUCAGCCUAUGCGGUCAUAGCUAGCCUGGGCCUCUGGGUCUGCUCAUUCGCCCACUGCAGCAUUGUGUACAUCACUGAGUUUCAGCGGGACAACUAUUCCUCACCGAGUGACCAAUCCGAUGACAUCUGUUAUGACAACUUCACUCAGGCGCAGCUAACCACCCUGCUCCCUGUCCGCCUGGAGCUGGGCAUCGUCCUUUUCCUAGUGCCAUCCUUGAUCACGUGUUUCUGCUAUUUUGGCUUCAUGAGGAUUGUGAUGUCCUCACCCCACAUUCACAAGAGUAAAAAGCACCGGGCCGUGGGGCUGGUGGCUGCCACUUUAGCUGUCUUCAUCAUCUGCUUCGCACCCUACAAUGUCUCCCAUGUGGUUGGCUUUAUCAAUUGGGAGAGUCCAAAGUGGAGGAACACGGCCUUGCUUCUCAGCACCUUCAAUGCCUGCUUAGACCCCAUCAUCUUCUACUUCUCUUCCUCUGCUGUGCAACAUUCGUGUUGGGGCUUCCUGACGCGUGUAGAAAGGACCUGUGCUUUGCCUUCUUUAAUCCGAAAGCUCUUCUGCAGAGGGACUGAGAAGCUGGGGAGAGCAGGCUCUCCAGAACUGGUUUACUGUUCCAAGCUCUGA
Molecule: messenger RNA, 1287 nt
Organism: Elgaria multicarinata webbii
Lineage: Eukaryota; Metazoa; Chordata; Lepidosauria; Squamata; Anguidae
Product: free fatty acid receptor 3-like
Exons: 2
Coding region: 1-1287 (428 amino acids)
Biological process (GO): cellular response to fatty acid; G protein-coupled receptor signaling pathway
Cellular component (GO): plasma membrane
Molecular function (GO): G protein-coupled receptor activity
Source: RefSeq, a predicted model, not a curated record